GAAGUGAAAACUCUGUUUCAGUAUGGCGGCGUGUAAGCGCAAGGAAGGAUCGUAUUUUGUUACGUAAGGCAUAUACCUCGUGAUAUAUUAGUUUCUCGAUUAUUUCGAGAAUAACAGUGACUACGACGAGUCAAAAUCAAUAUUCCGAGGUGGACGGUGGUGUUGUCAUUACUGGAAACAAUGAUUGCGAUACGACUGUUGGAAAUCUGCGAUCCGCACACGACGAAAUCGCAAAUUCAGUAACGCACGGAGACUCGACACGCAACAUGUCUACGAUAAAAACCACAGGGACGGGAACCACACGAGUUCUCCCGGUAUUCAGUCACGUUAAAUAUGAACACUUGAUCGCUGGUCUAUCCGGAGGGGUUUUGUCAACCUUGAUGCUGCAUCCCUUGGAUCUAAUAAAAAUCAGAUUUGCCGUUAAUGAUGGCGUCACACAUUCUGCUCCACAGUACAGUGGUCUUCGGGGUGCCUUUGUAGAAAUCCAUAGGACAGAGGGACUCAGAGGCCUCUAUAGAGGGGUAGUACCGAACAUUCUUGGCUCGGGCAGCUCUUGGGGAUUCUAUUUUUUCUUCUACAACACAAUAAAAACAUGGAUUCAAGGUGGAAAUGCAAAGAAGCCUGUUGGUCCAGUAAUGCAUAUGUUAGCUGCAGCUGAUGCUGGGAUUAUGACACUGUUAAUAACAAAUCCAAUCUGGGUAGUUAAGACGCGACUUUGCCUCCAAUAUUCAAGUGACGUAAAUCUUGCAGAAAGCAAAAGAUACUCCGGCUUGGUAGAUGCUCUCACCAAGAUAUAUAGAACAGAGGGUAUUCGGGGACUCUACAAGGGUCUUGUUCCUGGAAUGUUCGGUGUCACACAUGGUGCGCUGCAAUUUAUGACAUAUGAGGAAAUGAAGAAUAGCUAUAAUGACUACCGAGGAUUACCCAUCGAUACAAAGCUGAAUACAACGGAUUAUAUUUGUUUUGCCGCCUUAUCAAAAUUGUUUGCUGCAAUGGCGACGUAUCCUUAUCAAGUAGUGAGAGCUCGACUUCAGGAUCAUCAUCACGAUUACAGAGGAACUUGGCAUUGUAUUCAACUAACAUGGAGGGGUGAAGGUUGGCGUGGCUUUUACAAGGGGUUAGGCCCUAAUCUUGUCAGAGUGACGCCCGCAACUAUCAUCACAUUCGUCACCUAUGAGAACAUUUCCCACAAACUACUACGCGCCAAGUCAUCCCGCAUGGAGGAUUUACCCGCAGCUUCCGCUGUCGCUAUAUUGAACACGUCAAAAACCGAGGUAACAGCGAAUUGAAUCCACCUCCUCGCAGGACCGAUCCAUUCAGAAGUUAUUUAUAGAGUUUGAAGACUGUUCAAGAUGUUCAUAUGGUAAAGAAAAAUGACUACAAGAAUCACCGUUGCAUGCUUUUAUGUUGCAAACAAACUAUGUACUGAAUUUCAUUGCUUGUAUGUGUAACUACAAGUUUUUAUUGUUAAAUUUGAAUUUUGUAAAGAUGUAAGUAGUUGAAUGUUCCUUUCGUCAGACUCUGCAUUUUACUGUAACCAGUUCAUUUAAUUGAAGAAAAAAAAACUAGUACAUUAAUGGAAAUACAAUAUUUUACAAUAUUUUCUUUCCAAAAUACGACAAUCAAUUGCAUUGUAAAUCCUUUAACAGGCCUGAUACACAUUUUAGUUGAUAGAAUUUAAAUCCAUGCUUGAGGUCGCGAGUAGCCGCAGGUACUCAUGUACUGAUGAAUUAUCAUUCAACUACACCAAAGUACCCGAUGCUUAAAACGAACGGAAAUCACUGAUCAGACAGGAUGAAUUUUUACGAGGACAAGAUACUACAUAAACAACAAUUUUUCAUUAUCAUAUGCUUGCUUAAGUCAGCGUACGCUGUUUCAUUUGGCGUUUAUUUUCCUAUGCAUUUCCUUUCUCUUACUGUUUGGUUAAAAAAAAAAAAAAAUUGGCACACGAAUAUUUCCAAACAUCUUCUAUUUACUUUUUUAAGCUAUCGAUGCGCGGGCGUAUCAUUCUAAUCAUUUGUUCAGUGCACAAGUUGUAUAUUUCGUUCAAUAGACGUGCAUAUUUCGUGUAAAUGCACUCUUUAAGUAUUGAACACUAAUUAUUGUUACAGCAUCCAGUAAAUUACUGUAUUUAUUGUAUACCUACGUAUUAUACUUAAAUAUUGUUCCGAAUAUAAUGUGACCCCCCAUGUAAGUCGAGUUCGCAUUCACAGACUAUUUCAGUGACGAUUAUUUAAAUAUAUCUAUAAUGAAACCAUUUCUGCAAAUAAUUCGGUACAUAUUUCCUAAGUCACGUACAGUGUACAAUCGGCGUAUAAAAAUCCUCCACUUAUGUUCGGAACAAUAUGGCAAUAAUGUUGAAAACUUAAUUCUGCGAAUAUGCUAGGUAGUAAUAUAAGAAAUAAAAAGCUGUAACAAUCGAAAAAAACCUUGGUCAAUGUGUAGCAAGGCAAUGUAGUCAAAAAUAAACUGUGGGGAAA
Diprion similis is the source of this 2480-nucleotide messenger RNA. Its product is annotated as mitochondrial folate transporter/carrier. The transcript is spliced from 6 exons. Gene Ontology annotation, biological process: mitochondrial transport; folate import into mitochondrion; nucleotide transport. The record is from RefSeq and is a predicted model, not a curated record. Gene Ontology annotation, cellular component: mitochondrial membrane; mitochondrion. Lineage: Eukaryota; Metazoa; Arthropoda; Insecta; Hymenoptera; Diprionidae. Gene Ontology annotation, molecular function: folic acid transmembrane transporter activity; FAD transmembrane transporter activity. Bases 267 to 1289 code for a protein of 340 amino acids.